CCGCGCCCGAGCUGUGAGGCUGAGAGCCGAGCUGCACUGAGCCUCCACGGCCGCCGUGCACUCUGCUCCUCAGCCGCAGAGUCGCGCCCCGACCCCCGCCGCCCAGGCUGCCACCGCCGCGGGGAGCCCCCAGCUCGCGCCCCAAGCCCGCCGCCGCCGGCGCAGGGCGCCCCAGGCCGCACCAUGGUGAAGGUGACGUUCAACUCGGCCCUGGCCCAGAAGGAGGCCAAGAAGGACGAGCCCAAGAGCAGCGAGGAGGCGCUCAUCAUCCCCCCGGAUGCCGUGGCGGUGGACUGCAAGGACCCAGAUGAUGUGGUUCCAGUUGGACAGAGAAGAGCCUGGUGUUGGUGCAUGUGCUUUGGACUGGCCUUCAUGCUUGCCGGCGUCAUUCUAGGGGGAGCAUACCUGUACAAGUAUUUUGCACUUCAGCCAGAUGACGUAUACUACUGCGGACUGAAGUACAUCAAAGACGACGUCAUCCUGAAUGAGCCUUCUGCAGAUGCCCCAGCUGCUCACUACCAGACAAUUGAAGAGAAUAUUAAGAUCUUUGAAGAGGAUGAGGUUGAGUUCAUCAGUGUGCCUGUACCAGAGUUUGCAGACAGCGAUCCCGCCAACAUUGUCCAUGACUUUAACAAGAAACUCACUGCCUACUUAGACCUGAAUCUGGACAAGUGCUAUGUGAUCCCUCUGAAUACAUCCAUUGUCAUGCCCCCCAGAAAUCUGUUGGAGCUACUUAUUAACAUCAAGGCUGGAACCUAUCUGCCUCAGUCGUACCUUAUUCACGAGCACAUGGUUAUUACUGACCGCAUUGAAAACGUUGAUCACCUGGGCUUCUUCAUCUAUCGACUGUGCCACGACAAGGAAACAUACAAACUGCAGCGCAGAGAGACCAUUAAAGGUAUUCAGAAGCGUGAAGUCAGUAACUGCUUUACAAUCCGACAUUUUGAAAACAAAUUUGCUGUGGAAACUUUAAUUUGUUCCUGAACAGUCAAGAAAAACAUGGAGAAAAAGUUAAUACCACAGCAUAACCCCACCCUUUGUAUUUUGUGCAGUGAUUAUUUUUUAAAACCUUCUUUUCAUGUAAGUAGCAAACAGGGCUUCACUGUCUUUUCAUCUCAUUAAUUCAAUUAAAACCAUUAUCUUAAAAAAACUUCUUUUCUCCUUUCUAAGUGUUGUGUCUCUUAUAUUUGAAUUAGUGAAUGUAUGAAGUCUUAGGUAAGAGUACACUUCACCAUACAACUUACAUAUUAGGAAGAAUUUAAAUUUCUCGAAAUCAUCUAUCUGUAUUUUUAUGUUUUAAUUCUGCAUUUCCAAGAGGAAGGGUUAUCUAAAAAAUACUUGCAUAUGUUAAAAUGGACCACAGUGACUUGUUUGUAGUUGUUAGAUGCCAUGCUACCUAGUUUGUUAGAGCAUUUGAGCACACAUUUAAUAUUCUUUUAGAUAAAUAUAUGGUAUUUUCAGUGUUACAUUUAACUAGAGUAUGGUUUCAGCCUUGAUGUUUUAAUACCCUAGGCCUCUGCUAUUUUAGACUGUUUGGAAUUUAAGAAAUAACUCAUGUUACUGAUUUGUAUAGCCCAUAUUUGUGCAAUGGAAUAUAAAUAUGGCAAAGUUGUAUGACUAGACUGUGUGUUGUUUUUCCCGUAUGGUGAAAACCAAAGAAUAAUUUGGUUCAUAUUUUAAGAUAAUCCAUGUGCAUAAAGAAACUAUUUUAUAAAAGUCUAGUUCUCUAUAUUACAGUGGAUAAGAUCAUAGGUUUUCUAAAAUAAAAAUAAGCCAUUAAUAACUAAA
Nannospalax galili (Upper Galilee mountains blind mole rat) is the source of this 1788-nucleotide messenger RNA. RefSeq names its product integral membrane protein 2B (gene Itm2b). Gene Ontology annotation, molecular function: amyloid-beta binding. Gene Ontology annotation, cellular component: extracellular exosome; Golgi apparatus; plasma membrane. Bases 184 to 984 code for a protein of 266 amino acids. The record is from RefSeq and is a predicted model, not a curated record. The transcript has 6 exons. Lineage: Eukaryota; Metazoa; Chordata; Mammalia; Rodentia; Spalacidae. Gene Ontology annotation, biological process: negative regulation of amyloid precursor protein biosynthetic process.